Molecule: messenger RNA, 879 nt
Organism: Guyanagaster necrorhizus
Lineage: Eukaryota; Fungi; Basidiomycota; Agaricomycetes; Agaricales; Physalacriaceae
Exons: 3
Coding region: 114-638 (174 amino acids)
Source: RefSeq, a predicted model, not a curated record
CUUCCCGCUGUUGGUCUUACCACGUACCAAUCACAGCCUUUACAGUGCUAGCUGUAAAUAUGCUAAAAUCAUGAACACCUCACCUAUGUCACUUCCACGGUUUCGCCCUCGAGAUGUCUACUACCUCCCGGAGUUUCAGUCGACAAACACAAUAUCUGUUGGCAUUUCUGACUUUCUGCUGUUCUGCUGUCGCUGCCAUCGGUAGUUACCCAAGUAAUACUCUAUUUAUAACUCUCUUGGGGAUGUUGGCUGCCAUUAUCGGUUUCGUUGCGGUAGUUCAGGCUAUAUAUGUUACAAAGGACCCACCUUCCCCAACCGAUGGGGACGAGGAAAUUGCUCUACGUGAUCUCAACACGCCUGUUCUCUCAGCUGAAGUAACAAACCCAGUGAACAAAACGAUCCAGCAAGGUGCAGCUUCCGAUGUCAGGCUCGAUGAUAUUCAAAUGAACGAGUGGCGACUCGCGGAUCUCCAUUGCGUGUCCGAUACAGACGACGAAAGCAUCCAUCAGCAUGGUAUUGAUUCAGGCGAUCACAGCACGCUUAAUCCCCUUUCCCCGGAAGCAGAUGUGCAAGUCACAGCGAUCGAGCUUGGUGGGAUUGAUUCUAUUCUUCGAAGGAGGCCUAGGAUAAGCGGUUAAUGACGUCCUCUAUCCCAAUAUACACAGAGAGGCACACUAAAGAAUCCGCGCCGCCUUGACGGCUACCGAUUUUGGGCCAAUAAUUCUUCAGGGUCAAGAUUGGGCAAGGAGAAAGCAAAGGGAGGACAGUAGGCGUGGGCUUUUGGGUGAAUAUAGACGCAGUGGUCGACGUUCGGGCGAGAUCUUUACCUGUGCACUUUGUGUUCGGACAAGCAUAUCCACGCGCCUGAACCGUAUCACU